AAAACUUCUGGAAAGCAUUUCCAGUCGGCAUUGUCUCCUAGGGAACACGGACAUGAAGGUGUUUUAUUCUCCUUUUUGCUCUCCUCGUUCCUUUUUCUCGGUAAGAUGCGUCGCCUAAUGCCUUCCGGUUCGCCGGCUAAGACAAAUAUAACGACGCGGGAGCUUAAUGUAGGAAAAACAGCUAAGCGGAAUUCCUCGAAGUUACCACGCUGUUGCUAAGGAUGCCAAAUACGCGAUUAUUGCAUGUUUUCUUUCCUAAACAGUAUCGAUUUACUGGCGAGAUCGUUGCCAUUUGUGGGGGGGAAAUCCUAAAACAGAUUUAAUGGCGCAAUCGAUUCCUAGGGCGGGACUUGUGUAACAGUCUGAGCAUGUCGGAUAUAUAACACUCUCUUGCCGACAUCAUUCCAGGACCUGCAGAUAUCUUAAUACAGGCCAUCAUUCAGUAUGUGGGGAUCUUCAGUGAAAGAUGCCGAGCUGCAAAGAGCUGCUUCUUGGACUUCCUGCGACCGUGAUACAUCUCAUCCCUGAGGAGACAAAAACAUGAAAUAUGCUGCAGACGGGCAACUACUCACUCGUGCUGCUGAUCCAGCUGACACUACUGGCCUUUGACCUCUUCGUCAACUCCUUCAGUGAACUCUUGAGAGGAGCGGCCGUCAUCCAGCUUGUGCUCUUCAUCAUCCAGGACAUCGCCAUCUUGUUCAACGUGAUCAUCAUACUGCUGAUGAUGUUCAACACCUACGUGUUCCAGGUAGGCCUGAUGUCCCUGCUGCUGGAGCGGUUCAGGGCCCUGCUGUUGUUCUCCGCCCUGUACCUGACCCUCAGCAUCUGCCUCCACAGCUGGGUGUUGAAUCUAAGAUGGAGAGAAUCUAAUCGCUUUGUUUGGACAGACGGCCUCCAAGCUCUCUUUGUGUUCCAGAGGACAGUGGCAGUUUUGUAUUACUACUUCUACAAACGCACAGCAGAGUACAUGGGAGACCCGAGGCUCUAUAUGGAUUCUCUUUGGCUGCGUGAUGCCUUUGCCAAAGCUCGUCAGUAGAAUGUAUUUUCAUUAACUACUAAGGAACAAAUGCCUUCAGGUGGUAGGUGAGCAUUGAUGUAGCAGAUUGCUCUACAUUCAAAGCCUUUUUACAUUUCAGUUGCUUCAGUUCAUUCAUAAACUAAUCAACCUAAUAAAAGAUACUUCAAGUGGUCAAAACCACGGAGAAUCAGGGCUUUAGCUCUUUAGGGAAUGCUCCCGUUGUUUUUACAUUAAUGGCAGGACACUAGGGGUGUAACGGUACGUACCUCGGUCACAGUUCGGUUCAUUUUCGGUACAGUGAGAAAACAACAAAAUAUAAAUUUUUUGGUUAUUUUUUUUACCAAAUUUGCAAAAUCUUCCACCAAAAAUAUUUUUCUUAGUGGAAUAUUUGAUGUGAAGUAAUCAGAACCUUGGAUAGGUCAACAAUUCAUAAUUAUUUCCAGUCUGUGGAAUGCUCUCCCUGACCACCCGAGGGCACCACAGACUGUGGAUGCUUUUUAAAAAGGCUUAAAAACCCUUCUUUUUAAAAAUGCCUUUUUAUAGAUAUGCAUGCUAGUUCUAGCUAUUAGGCUGUUCUAGUUUUUAUUUUUUUAUUAUUAUCUUUUUAUUAUUAUUAUUUUUUUUCAAUACACUGUAGCACUUUGAGGUUGUUUGCUCAAUGUAAAGUUCUUUUUACAAAUAAAAUCUAUUAUUAUUAUAAUAACAUUGAUUUUGAUUGAAUAUUAUGUUUUGAGCAAUGACAGUUUGAAAGAAAAAAAAACAGCUUUGUUUUAUUAGUCAACAUUGCAACUUUUUCUAAAUUACAUUUAACUUUUAAGCUUUUUUAUUUCACUUAUGUUAUGUUUUUGUUUAUUUUAAUAGUAUUUUUAGAAUGUGCCGUGGGCCUUUAAAACAUUAGCUGUUGGCCGCAAAUGGCCUCCGGGGCACACUUUUGACACCCCUGCUAUAGAUAAUAAAAAAUUAAAUCUGAUAAAUCUAUGGAUAAAAAGCAGAGCCUGGCGAUGCAUGCACAUUUAUCAUAACUCUUUUGCUCUCUCUGUCUCUGCCCCUACCUCACCAAUGCUGCUGCGCCCACAAUUAGUUUUGUUUUUAACCCCUUCUUAACCCUGAACGUACAUUGAAAAUACACGCAACCUUAACUCAAAAUGCCGGACAUUUGAGGCAUUUAAGCUCCGCAAAAGAGGACAUGUCCGGUGAAAAGAGGACGUAUGGUCAGUCUAUCGUAGCCCGGUCGUUGCUAGCAUGCCGUGUGUUGUGCCUCGGUGUGCAUUGUUUACACAACUUGCGUUACUCUACUUAACAUGUCCGUGUGGAAACUCGUUCGGUACACCUCCGAACCGAACCCCCCGUACCGAAACGGUUCAAUACAAAUACACGUACCGUUACACCCCUACAGGACACUACAGUACACUACUUGUUUACUACUGGCAAGAGGGCAGAUGCUUGAAAGCUUUCCACUGACAGGCAAACUAAACCUGGGAUAUUAUGUUAAUCAGGAUUGAGCUGGGUAAUCUAUGUGGCCUUUGUGGUACUCUCCAAGACAGGGGUGUCCACACAUUUUCUACUGAGGGCCGCGCACUGAAAAAUCAAAAGGUUGUCAGAGGAAAUCUUGAAUUUGUAUAUUUUCAAAACCAGUACUACAAUAGAUUUCUUUAAAAGAAAAAAAGUCUGCCCUGCAUGUCAGCUCUAUUAGGGUCAACAUUUUUGUCCCCCUUUUAAAUUACACCGGUUUGCUUUUUUAUUCCACUUUUUAUAUACUUACACACAUUAUAUAUAUAUAUGUAUAUUAUAUAUAAAGCAUACUCUUUGAAUAUGCUUUAUGUAUAAUACAGCAUGUUUGUCACGCUUAUGAAGAACCCUGUUAUGUCCUUAAUCCUUAUGUAAUGCUUAUACAGUAUGAGCUGUUUACAUGACACCAAUGAUGACUACAAUGUAAGUCCAUGAUCCUGUCAGUGAGAAUUGUUAGUUCAUGUUGUUUUAUUUGUAUUAUUAAACAAACUUUUUCUAA
Entelurus aequoreus (snake pipefish) is the source of this 3026-nucleotide messenger RNA. It is a transcript of the gene tmem138, whose product is annotated as transmembrane protein 138. The coding region runs from base 548 to 1036 and encodes 162 amino acids. Lineage: Eukaryota; Metazoa; Chordata; Actinopteri; Syngnathiformes; Syngnathidae. The record is from RefSeq and is a predicted model, not a curated record. Gene Ontology annotation, cellular component: cilium. The transcript has 7 exons.